AUGUCGCCGGCCGCCCUCGCGCGCGUGGCUGCCGCGGCGUGGCGCGCGGGCGCGUGGCCGCGUCGCGUCUCCUCCGGCUGCGGCGCCGCGGUGCUCGGCGGGUCCCCGACCGUCGCCCUCACGACGUCCUCCCGCCGGAAGGGCGACUACGGCUUCAACGUGUUCCACAACUCCAACCCGCAGCACGGCGGGUCGUACGCCCGCCACGAGCGGCGCAUGCGGGAAGACGAGGUGGAGGACUUCAUGCGGAGCGUGCGGGGGUGGGUGCCGGCGGACGACGCGGCUGCGGCGGAGGCGGAGGCGGAGGGGCCGUCGCCGCUGACUAUUUUUACCGGCGCGGAGGCGAUCAAGCGGGAGUUUGUGUUCCCCGCCUACCGCGACGCGUACCUUUUCAUGGGCCGCUUCUGGGCCUUCUGCUACGGCAGCGACAAGUACCCGCACGUGACGUGGGACGGCACCCGCGUCACGGUGUACCUCUACUCCCCCUCGUUUCGCGGGCUCAGCAAGCGCGAGGCCCGCCUCGCCGCCUUUUUGAACGACCAGUACAACAUGUUCAAGAAGAGCAGGCGGCAGCAGGAGCAGCUGGUGGGCGUCACGGUGCGGCAGACACGGGCGGAGGAGUUGAUGGGGGAUGCGGUGGCGGCACAACUGCGGCGACGGGAGGAGGAGCGGCGGCGGCCGCUGGCAGAAGUCGCGGACGGCCGUGCAGCGACGUGGGACGCGCUUCUCGACAGCGGCGGCGACGGCGGCGGGGGGGCGAAGACGCCCUGA
Trypanosoma conorhini is the source of this 771-nucleotide messenger RNA. RefSeq lists its product as uncharacterized. Gene Ontology annotation, molecular function: 4-alpha-hydroxytetrahydrobiopterin dehydratase activity. NCBI's taxonomy places the organism in Eukaryota, Euglenozoa, Kinetoplastea, Trypanosomatida, Trypanosomatidae. The transcript has a single exon. Gene Ontology annotation, biological process: tetrahydrobiopterin biosynthetic process. Bases 1 to 771 code for a protein of 256 amino acids. The record is from RefSeq and is a predicted model, not a curated record.